This is a messenger RNA of Manacus vitellinus (golden-collared manakin), 3134 nucleotides long. RefSeq names its product Rho GTPase activating protein 22 (gene ARHGAP22). Bases 84 to 2201 code for a protein of 705 amino acids. NCBI's taxonomy places the organism in Eukaryota, Metazoa, Chordata, Aves, Passeriformes, Pipridae. Gene Ontology annotation, biological process: activation of GTPase activity; signal transduction. Gene Ontology annotation, molecular function: GTPase activator activity. Gene Ontology annotation, cellular component: focal adhesion. The transcript has 10 exons. The record is from RefSeq and is a predicted model, not a curated record.
GCGUCUGAGCGGCGGUGGCGGCGAUGCGCGGGGCGGCGGCCGGGGCCGGGUGCUGAUGCUGCGAGCAGCGCCCAGCCGGGAGCAUGCUGAGCCCCAAGAUCAGGCAGGCCAGGAGAGCCCGGUCAAGGAGUUUGGUGAUGGGUGAACAGAUUGGGCCUCCCUCCAGACCUUCUUCUCCAAACCCUCAAGAACGUGUGCUGAAGUGUGGCUGGCUAAAGAAACAAAGGAGCAUUAUGAAGAACUGGCAGCAGCGAUGGUUUGUGCUGCGUGGGGAUCAGCUCUUCUAUUACAAGGAUGAAGAGGAAACUAAACCUCAGGGUUUGAUAUUACUGCAAGGCAAUCAGGUGAAUGAGCUGCCACCUAAUCCUGAUGAACCAGGAAAACAUCUCUUUGAAAUUACCCCAGGUGGCGCAGGGGACCGGGAAAAGAUGCCUGUCAAUCAUGAGGCUUUCCUGCUCAUGGCUAAUUCCCAGAACGAAAUGGAAGAUUGGGUAAAAGCCAUCCGACGGGUUAUAUGGGCUCCAUUUGGUGGAGGGAUCUUUGGACAGCGGUUGGAGGACACCGUACAGUACGAGCGGAAGUAUGGCCAGCGCUUGGCCCCGCUGCUGGUGGAACAGUGCGUGGAUUUUAUUCGGGAGCGAGGUCUUACAGAGGAGGGGCUCUUUCGGAUGCCUGGACAAGCCAACCUUGUCAAAGAUCUGCAGGAUUCUUUUGAUUGUGGAGAGAAACCCCUCUUUGACAGCAACACAGAUGUUCACACUGUGGCGUCCCUCCUGAAGCUUUACCUUCGAGAGUUGCCAGAACCUGUCAUCCCCUUUGCCAAAUAUGAAGACUUUCUUUCUUGUGGACAGCUACUCUCAAAAGAUGAAGGAGAGGGAACCCAGGAACUGGUUAAACAGGUGAAGAAUUUGCCCCAAGCCAACUACAACCUCCUCAAAUACAUAUGCAAGUUCCUCGAUGAAGUUCAGGCUCACUCCAGCAUUAACAAGAUGAGUGUCCAGAACCUGGCUACAGUAUUUGGACCAAAUAUAUUACGUCCCAAAAUGGAAGAUCCGGUGACCAUGAUGGAAGGCACCUCACUAGUUCAACACCUGAUGACAGUGCUGAUAAGUGAACAGGGGCGAAUCUUUGCUGUUCCUCAGGCAGACGUGCCAGGGAGCCAGCUGGAAAUCAGGCCUGUGCGGCAGCGCAGUACUGUGGAGUGGAUCUCUGAGGAGGACGGGGAGGACAGCAGGUCAGAGAACAGUGCUCCCAGCCCCGCUGAUUUGCCUUCUAGCAAUGCUGUGGCACUAGAGGCCACCCCAGGACCUGCAGUGAAAAACACUCCUCCAGAGCACAGUGGCAAAUUAACUCAGCCUGCCACCAGCCCCAGUAAAAGAGUGCAGACACUGCCUCCAUGGAAAUACUCCUUCCGCCAGCAAGGAGCACGGUCUGUGAGUCCAAAGCUCGGCAGCUCAUCCUUAGAUAUCCCCAAUCUCUCCUCCAGCGGGAACUGGUUGAUGAACGGACUGUACUCACUCCGAGGCCACCGCCGGACAGCAUCUGGGGAGCGAGUCAAAGACUCAUGUUCCUCCCAGAGACUCUCCACUUACGACAACGUCCCCUCGUCCAGCCUGUCCCUCAGCACACACAGCAUGGCCAGCACUACAUGGUCGACGUCGUCGUGUGAGAUUUCCGUGAUGGACUCAGUCAGCAGCUGCCCAGCCUGCCGGGCCAGUGACUCUUCUGCUUUAAGCUCUCUCAAAACCGAGUGGAUAACUCAGGGCUCGCUGUCUCAGAGCGAGGGCAAGACUGCAGACCUGGAAAACAGCAUGGACAGGUUUGAUGCAUGCAGCAGCAGCAGCGAACAGAGCGACCCAGCUGCAGCUUCCCGAGACUCUGUCCAAUGCUCCAGGGCCUUACAGAGCUUGGUGGUGGAGCUAAAGACAGAACUGAGCAAACAGAGGACUGAGUAUGAGACUAGUAUCAAAAGAAUUGAAGAAACAAGUGCAGACCUGAGGAAACAAGUGGUUAGGUUAGAAGAAGAACUGGACCAAGAACGAAAGAAAUACACAAUGCUGGAGAUCAAGCUGAGGAAUUCUGAACGUGCUCGUGAAGAUGCUGAGAAGAGAAAUUAUCUCCUGCAGAAGGAAAUGGAGGAGUUUUUUUCAACAUUAGGAUGUUUAACUCUUGGGAGUCAAAGUGCUAAAGUCCCCAAGUAGAACAAGCAGAGAAAUUUCUAUUUCUGGCAAAAUGAGUGAAAAUGCACACUUUGUUCCAGUAUACUCAUGUAUCAUGAGUAAUUCUACAGUGAUUGUGCUAUUGGUGACACUUGCUCUGUUGUCUUUACAUGUGCUAUAGUAUUUGGGCAAGCUGGGAAAGUGUGACCAUAAUGCUUGAAAGUUUAGAUGUCAGAUGGCCAGAAAAGGGGCCCCCUUUAUAUCCACAGAACAAAAGACACUCUUCUCCAGAGUUGUCCUGCCAUCUUUGGAUUCAAAUGCACCAUCCUUUCACUGGCUGAAGGACAGUGGGAAGUCCUGCAGCAUGGGUGGAUGGCCAGAACCGAUGGACAGGCUGAGCCAGGAGAUGAGGGCCUCCUGUACUUGUGCCUGGGGAGAUGGCAGUUCCAGUCUGGCACCACAGCCAAUGGGGUUGUUUACCAGAUGGAUUCUAAUGAGGUGGUUUUCUCCCCACUCCCUACAUAAAGUUUGUUCAAAUUUCUCGUUCCUGAAGUGGCAUUAUUUUAUGAAGAUACUGUGAAAACAAAAUCUACAAAAAAGCUGAAGAUACCAAAAUCUUGACAGUUCACUAAAAUGGUCCCUUACCUGCCAAACAGUUUCAGUGUUUCAUAAAAAUGCAACUUAUUAAACUGUAUGUGAUUAAUAAUCAGAUUGGCUACACAAACUCCAUGGAACUUUAAAUAUGCACAUUUUGCCCUAGGUAUCUGGGGGAUUUUUGAGCCAAAAAUAGACCAGUAUUAGCUGCAAGAAAAAAAAUUUCAUGAGUUGAUUUAUGUCAUAAAGAUAGAAUAUGGAAUAUCAGUCAUCAAGGUAGAAUAUGGAAGAUUCUUAUCAUCAAAAGACAUCCAACUGAUCCAGCUGCCGAGGGGUUUUAAUCUAUAAAACUCUAAUAGCAAAACCUAUGGUAAGAGAAAU